This is a messenger RNA of Chiloscyllium plagiosum (whitespotted bambooshark), 1537 nucleotides long. RefSeq names its product WD repeat-containing protein 88-like. The record is from RefSeq and is a predicted model, not a curated record. NCBI's taxonomy places the organism in Eukaryota, Metazoa, Chordata, Chondrichthyes, Orectolobiformes, Hemiscylliidae. Gene Ontology annotation, molecular function: protein binding.
CGUGUCCCCGUCUCCAUGGUAACCGCUGGGGGGGGCGGGGCCCCGCGGCUGUGAGGCCUUCCCCGGCCGGAUCGUGCCGAUGUUGGUCAGGUGCCCCUCGGUGAGCGGGCCCCAGGCCCAGGCGGAGGGAGACCCCCCCAAUGACCCGCUGGCUCUGGGUAACCCCAGGAUCGGCAGGGCCCGGACCGAGGAGAGCGCCUGGGGGAGCCAGAGCCUGGCCCAGAUCCCAUUCCGGGUGAUGACAGCCCAUACCAAUCAAGCCAGCUGCUGCAAAUUCUGUUUCAGUGACAGCAGGUUUCUGACGUGUUCUUUUGAUGGACGUGUCAUUCUCUGGGAUCUAUUAGGUGGAACUACUAUCUCUGAAUUUCGGCUUCAAUCCACUCCGCUCACCGAGUGUUGCAUCAGUUACGACAACCAAAGAAUUUUUACCACCUCAUGGGACAAAUCAUUGAAAGCAUGGGAUGUCGAAACUGGAAAAGUUUUGUGGUCUGUGGUUCACACGCGACCAUUGACCUGCUGCGAUGUGUCUCUCGAUGGGAAGUACAUUGUGACUGGGAGUGAUAUUGACAAUGCUGUUUAUGUCAGAGCCACUGAAAGUGGGGAAAGCAUCGCAAACCUGCAAGAACAGCACCGCAGCACUGUGACAAGCUGCUGUUUCCAUCCAGAUGGACAGAGAUUGGCAUCUACAUCCUGUGACGGGACUGCCCGAAUCUGGGACAUGUCAGUGAAGAGAACAACCAUGACGUUGAGGAAGCACAGGAAUGUGGUGUCAGAUUGCUGCUUCAACCAGACCGGUAGCGUACUGUGCACAGCCUCCUGGGACAGGUCGCUGCUGGUGUGGGACAUCACCGUGGGCAAUUUCCGAUCCCGGGGCCCACAGAGUCUCAGUGAUGGUCACCAUGGUUGCAUCAGUUCCUGUAUGAUCUCCAACGAUGCAACGCUGAUUGUAGCUGGCUCUUACGACCAAACCAUAUCGAUAUGGGACACAGCCGGACUAUACAGGAAACUGGUUUUAAAGGAUCACCAGGACUGGGUACUGGAUGUUGCUAUCUCCUCCAACAACAAGUGGAUUCUUUCUGCGUGUAAGGAUUCUACUGUGCGUUUGUGGGACAUUGAGAAAAUAGAACAGAUACCAGUCGUCAAAGCUGCGUGGAGGGAGCACGGGGAGAGAGUUGUCAAGUGUACCCAUUGUGAGAAACCGUUCUCAAGGUGCCGCGAUGACAGCUCAGAGAACCUGACCAUCUGUGUGUUCUGCCGUUUGUCAGCAUCACCACGGAGCUCUCUGCGCACUGUCCCCAGCAUGCCCAACAUCCCCACUGUCCCCAGUGUGCUCAGCCUGCCCAGUGUGUCCACUGUCCCCAGCCUGCCCAGCCUCUCAGAGUCAGCACCAAAACAGUGAUCCCAGGAAGGUCACCCUGCUCAUUAACGUUGCUGCCUCAUUCAUUCCACCCUGCACCUGUCAGCUAUAGUUCCAGAAUACCGAAUCCCAAAGGAAGUUAAGCGCUGGUGUCACUGUCUCACUUUCCUGAGUGAUAUU